Tachysurus vachellii is the source of this 861-nucleotide messenger RNA. RefSeq names its product apolipoprotein A-II (gene apoa2). NCBI's taxonomy places the organism in Eukaryota, Metazoa, Chordata, Actinopteri, Siluriformes, Bagridae. The record is from RefSeq and is a predicted model, not a curated record. Bases 16 to 576 code for a protein of 186 amino acids. The transcript is spliced from 4 exons.
GUGUGUGUGCGUGUGAUGACGUUUGUUUGGUCACAGGGUCAGGUUGAUAUAGGGCUUAAAGGCAGACCAUAUGUGCAGAUCCAGGUGGUGCAGUCGUCUUCAGUCUCACUGUUCUUUGAAUUUCAUCUCAUCAGGAUCCCUACAGCCAACAAGAUGAAAUUGGCGUUAGCUCUCAUUGUUGCACUCCAGGUGUCGGUGUGCCUGUGCGAAGUGCCAGCGCCUGAUCAAGAACUCGUGGACAAAUAUGAAGGUUUAAAGGCUGUAUUCCUCAAGAGGCUUGCUAAUGCCUACGCGGCUGCCCAUACCAGCCUUGAGAAACUGGCUGAGGGCACAAUCACAGGGGAGAAGGCCAAGGAAAUCGCACAACAUGCACAAGAAAACGAGAGAGUGAAAGCUCUGUCUAAGCUGGCCGCUGUUGCAAUUGAGGAGCUGAAGCCUGUUAUCGAGAAGGCACGCUUGGGUGCUCUUGGCAUAUAUGGCGAAUACCUGCGUCCCUACUUCGGCAUUUACCUGGACACUGCCAUCAACAACAUCAAACCCGUGCUGGACACAUGGCUGCCUGCUGAAACUCAUUAAAAAAAAUCAAAGGCCACUUGACAUCCAAACGCUUUCCCUGCACCUCUGACUGUGCUGUCUGAGAUGCUUUAGCUUUAUCUAUCUGUUUCUCAAUUGCACAGAAAUCAGACGCGCAAACGGGCCAUGGCCUUAACAGGGACAUCAGAAGAAAUAACAAUGUGCUAGGUAGUCAUGUGCAGGUGUAGAUCAUAGGCUUGUACUGUACAUAACUGUAUAUUAUGAUGUUCUCCUGUACAUGCAAAAUAAAAGUCAACAUUUGUGCGGCAUUAAUAAAGAAUAAUAACA